CCUGCCCGAGCUGCAGAUGUGGCGGAGCGGCCGGGCGCCGGGCGGCCGUGCCAGGGGAGCCCGCGCCCCGUGAGCCUCGCGCCCCGGCCCCCGCCCGCCCCGGCCUCUCCCCCGCUCCCCCCACCGCCCCCGACCGCCGGAGCCCGCAGCCAGGAGCACGACCGCCCCCGCCGCCGAGGUUCCUGCCUAAAGAUCAGCUGGGUGCCCCCUUCUGCCUGCUAUCCCCUCCAACGCCAGCACCCCAUCACCAUGCACUCCUUGGACGAGCCGCUUGACCUGAAGCUGAGCAUCACCAAGCUCCGAGCGGCGAGAGAGAAGCGGGAGAGGGUGCUGGGUGUGGUCCGGCACCGCACUCUGCAAAGGGAGCUGGGCCUGGUGGAUGAUAGCCCCACACCUGGCUCCCCAGGCUCCCCACCCUCAGGCUUCCUGCUGAACCCCAAGUUUCCUGAGAAGGUGGAUGGACGCUUUUCUGCAGCCCCUCUGGUGGACCUCAGCUUGUCACCACCGUCUGGACUGGACUCCCCCAAUGGCAGCAGCUCACUCUCCCCCGAGCGCCAGGGCAAUGGGGACCUGCCUCCAGUGCCCACUGCCCCGGACUUCCAGCCACUGCGAUAUCUGGACAGUGUCCCCAGCUCCUUCCAGUUCUUCCUACCCCUGGGCUCUGGGGGGGCCCUGCAUCUGCCUGCUUCCUCCUUCCUCACACCCUCCAAGGACAAGUGCCUCUCGCCAGAGCUGCCCCUGCCCAAGCAGCUGGUGUGUCGCUGGGCCAAGUGUAACCAGCUCUUCGAGCUCCUGCAAGACCUGGUGGACCAUGUCAAUGACUAUCACGUCAAGCCUGAGAAGGACGCAGGGUACUGCUGCCACUGGGAGGGCUGUGCCCGCCAUGGCCGUGGCUUCAACGCCAGGUACAAGAUGCUCAUCCACAUCCGCACGCACACCAACGAGAAGCCGCACCGCUGCCCCACCUGCAAUAAAAGCUUUUCUCGCCUGGAGAAUCUGAAGAUCCACAACCGGUCCCACACAGGUGAGAAGCCCUAUGUCUGUCCCUAUGAGGGCUGCAACAAGCGCUACUCCAACUCGAGUGACCGCUUCAAGCACACUCGCACCCACUACGUCGACAAACCCUACUACUGCAAGAUGCCUGGCUGCCACAAGCGCUACACAGACCCCAGCUCUCUGCGCAAGCACAUCAAAGCCCAUGGCCACUUCGUGUCUCACGAGCAGCAGGAGCUCCUGCAGCUACGCCCACCCCCUAAACCACCACUGCCCACCCCUGACAGCAGCCCCUAUGUUAGUGGGGCUCAGAUCAUCAUUCCCAACCCUGCUGCCCUCUUUGGAGGCCCCAGCCUGCCUGGCCUGCCCCUGCCCCUGGCCCCUGGCCCCCUUGACCUCAGUGCCCUGGCCUGUGGCAAUGGCGGGGGUGGUGGGGGUGGUGGGGGUAUUGGCCCUGGGCUGCCAGGCCCUGUUCUGCCCCUCAAUCUGGCCAAGAACCCACUGCUGCCCUCUCCCUUUGGGGCUGGUGGACUGGGCCUGCCUGUGGUCUCCCUCCUCACUGGCUCCGCUGGCGGCAAGGCAGAGGGGGAGAAAGGGCGUGGGUCAGUGCCCAGUAGGGCCCUGGGCACAGAGGGCUGCAAGACUCCCCUCGAAAGGACGGAGAGCAGCCGCUCCCGGCCAAGCCCCGAUGGACUCCCCCUGCUUCCAGGCACUGUGCUGGACCUGUCCACAGGCGUCAACUCAGCAGCCAGCAGCCCAGAGGCACUAACUCCUGGCUGGGUGGUCAUCCCACCAGGCUCUGUGCUACUCAAACCAGCUGUAGUGAACUGAGCCUGCUUACCUACCUACCAGCUAUGACAGCUCAGCCAGCAGCUCUGGGCCCCACCCUGACGAACAGAAACUCUUCUGCGAAAUAGCAAUAAUGUCCUACUGCCCUGG
Messenger RNA from Marmota flaviventris (yellow-bellied marmot), 1932 nucleotides. RefSeq names its product GLIS family zinc finger 2 (gene Glis2). Gene Ontology annotation, molecular function: RNA polymerase II cis-regulatory region sequence-specific DNA binding; DNA-binding transcription factor activity, RNA polymerase II-specific. Gene Ontology annotation, biological process: regulation of transcription by RNA polymerase II. Gene Ontology annotation, cellular component: nucleus. NCBI's taxonomy places the organism in Eukaryota, Metazoa, Chordata, Mammalia, Rodentia, Sciuridae. The record is from RefSeq and is a predicted model, not a curated record.